Molecule: messenger RNA, 339 nt
Organism: Verticillium alfalfae VaMs.102
Lineage: Eukaryota; Fungi; Ascomycota; Sordariomycetes; Glomerellales; Plectosphaerellaceae
Product: uroporphyrinogen-III C-methyltransferase
Exons: 1
Coding region: 1-339 (112 amino acids)
Source: RefSeq, a predicted model, not a curated record
AUGUCUCUCCUCGCAGCCCUCAACUGCACGGGCAAUGUCCACCUGAUCAUCGGCACGAACCCCCUGGCCGCCUCACGAUGUGGCCAGUCGGUGGCUGCCGGUGCCAAGGCUCUCCUCAUCGCUCCUGACACGGAAGACCUUCACUACGGCCUUGCCAAGCGCAUUGAUGCUGGCGAGGUGACCUGGCACAAGAAGGCCUUUGAGGACAAUGAUCUCUUCUCCCUCGGCCGUGACGACGUCGACCAUGUCGUCGAUGCCGUCUUCAUCACCUCGGGCCCACGAGACCCGCAAGGUGAGUCCUCUCGCCCAUGGUUCAUCGCACGACGACAUGAACACUGA